CUCGACCACACGUUCCCAUGCUCAUGUCGGAGAGAGUGAACCCGGAGCGGAACUGCUCAUCCGUUGUACACAUGAGUCGAGAGCGAUACUGUCCCUUGGACAUUUCACACGGUAACACGUACGAUCAAGAAGGUGGAGUACGAAAUCCGCUCCGCUCCGCUCUGCCUCGCCUUCUUCUUUCUUGCUCCGCGCUCGCUCGCCAGAGCUAUAUUUACACCCGAUGCUCUGCUUCACUUCACUUGCCCGCUCCGCUCCGAGCUCCCAGCUUCAUUCAGCUCGCCAUAGCUUCCCCCUGCGCACUGUACUGUUUGUAAGAUGCAUCCUACAGCACGCGCCAUAGCGCCACACUACCUCCUCCUCCUCUUCGCCAGCUUCUUCCUCCUGCUGCGCUCCCCGUCGCCCGUCGCGGCCGCCGGCGACGUCGCCCUCCUCCUGGACAGGCUCAAGCCCGCGCUGCAGGGCGCCGCCCCCAACGCCGAGCUCGCCACCUGGAACGCCUCCACGCCCCUCUGCCUCUGGCGCGGCCUCCGCUGGUCCACGCCCGCCGGCCAGCCGCUCCGCUGCGACACCGUCGCCGCGCGGGCCAACCUCUCGCUCGCCAGAGACGCCACCCUCCUCCUGUCCUCCAUCCGCCUCCCCGCCGCCGCGCUUGCCGGCCGCCUCCCGCCGGAGCUCGGCGCCUUCCCGUCCCUCGAGUCCGUCUACCUCGCCGCCAACUCACUCUCCGGCGCCAUCCCGCUCGAGCUCGGCAACGCGCCCGCGCUGUCCGAGCUCGACCUCGCCGGCAACGCCCUGUCCGGCGCGCUCCCGCCCUCCAUAUGGAACCUUUGCGACCGCCUCGCCGAGCUCCGCCUCCAUGGCAACGCUCUCACGGGGGCGAUCCCCGCGCCGGCGGGACCCAACGAUACUUGUGAUGGUCUCCACCUUCUUGAUCUCGGCGCCAACCGCUUCUCCGGCUCCUUCCCGGCCUUCCUGACGGGCUUCCGUGGCCUCCAGCACCUCGACCUCGGCGGCAACCACCUCUCUGGAGACAUACCGGAGUCCGUCGCUGCGAUGAGAGGCCUCCAAAUGCUCAACCUUUCUUACAAUAACUUCUCCGGUCAGCUGCCUCCGGGCUUCGCCGGCUCGAGAUUCACCGCAGAAUCGUUCCUAGGGAACAGCCCGGCGCUGUGCGGCCCGCCGUUACAGCAGCCGUGCGUGUCCCCUUCGGGCCUCAGCUCCGGCAGCGUCGCGGGGAUGGUCAUCGGGCUAAUGGCCGGUGCUGUCGUGGUGGCAUCGGUGUCCAUCGGGUGGGCGCAGGCGAGGUGGAGGCGGAACAGGGUAAGGCGAGCGGCGGAGGAGGGGGUGGAGACGGAGGAAGGCGGCGAGGGCGACAGCGAGGGGAAGCUGGUGGUGUUCCAGGGCGGGGAGCACCUGACGCUGGGGGAGGUGCUGAAUGCGACGGGGCAGGUGGUGGAGAAAGCGAGCUACUGCACGGUGUACAAGGCGAAGCUGGCGGACGGCGGCGGCAACAUCGAGCUCCGGCUGCUGCGCGAGGGGAGCUGCAAGGACGCGGCGUCGUGCGGGCCGGCCGUGCGGCGCAUCGGCCGCGCGCGGCACGAGAACCUGGUGCCGCUCCGGGCCUUCUACCAGGGCCGGCGCGGAGAGAAGCUGCUCGUGUACGACUACUUCCCCCAUCGGACGCUCCAUGACCUCCUCCACGGCGGCCUCGAGAGCAGGCCGGUGCUGACAUGGCCGCGGCGGCACAAGAUCGCGCUGGGCGCGGCACGCGGGCUGGCGUACCUACACGAGGGCCGGCACGGGGACGGGCCGGUGGUGCACGGCAACGUGAGGUCCUCGAACGUGCUGGUGGACGAGUACUUCGUGGCGAGGGUGGCCGAAUACGCGGUGGUGGGCAGGCUGCUGGUGCCGUCGGCGGCGGAGGCUGUGCUGUCGGCGGCGAAGGCGGACGGGUACAGGGCGCCGGAGCUGCAGACGAUGAAGCGGUGCGCGCCCCGGACGGACGUGUACGCGUUCGGGAUACUGCUGCUGGAGCUGCUGAUGGGGAAGAAGCCCUCCUCGGCGGCGAACGGAGGCGACGACCUGCCGUCGCUGGUGAAGGCGGCGGUGCUCGAGGAGACGACGACGGAGGUGUUCGACCCGGAGGUGGCGAAAGGCGUGCGGAACCCGGCGGAGGAGGGCCUCGUGCAGGCACUGAAGCUGGCGAUGGGCUGCUGCGCGCCGGUGGCGGCGGCGAGGCCGAGCAUGCCGGAGGUGGUGCGGCAGCUCGAGGAGAACCGGCCCAAGAGCAGCCGGUCGGCGCUGUACAGCCCCGCCGAGACGAGGAGCGAUGCCGGCACGCCGCAAUACAGCUAGCAUUUACGAAGCUUAAUGAAUGUGUCCAUGAUGGUCUUCUUGUACCUAUGGUCGAUCGCCAUACCGGCAAACAUUGAUUGAUCUGUUUCUGCUUUGA
This is a messenger RNA of Triticum aestivum (bread wheat), 2452 nucleotides long. RefSeq names its product putative kinase-like protein TMKL1. Gene Ontology annotation, biological process: protein phosphorylation. Gene Ontology annotation, molecular function: protein kinase activity; ATP binding; receptor serine/threonine kinase binding. The coding region runs from base 316 to 2355 and encodes 679 amino acids. Lineage: Eukaryota; Viridiplantae; Streptophyta; Magnoliopsida; Poales; Poaceae. The transcript has a single exon. The record is from RefSeq and is a predicted model, not a curated record.